AUGUCAUCUGAGGAGUACCGCCAAUUCUGGUCAGGAUUCAUUGAUCUGUACCGUCAGAAUGAGUGCCUGUGGCGUGUCCGAAGCCCGGACUAUGCCAACAGAAUCAAGCGGAAUCUGGCAUAUCAGCAGCUUAUUGAGUACAGUAGAGGCAGAAACUCUGAUGUCGAUGUGAAUUGGGUGAAGAAAAAAAUUUCAAAUUUCCGAACAGUGUUCGUGAAGGAACGCAAGAAGGUGCAAGAUUCACAGCGAUCCGGAGCCGGGACCGAUGAGGUCUAUAAACCGACGCUAUGGUACUAUGACCAAAUUCAGUUCAUUAUAGAGCAAGAGGCGUGGGUAAGGUCACGGGACGCUCUAGAUCCAGGGUCUCCAGUUCUUGUCGAAGAGGAGGCCCAGGAGAGUCUGGAUCUGGAUGCUACCCCGGAGCUGGAGGUGGAGCCUACCACAGGCCAAGGGGCAGAAGUGGAGGAGCCGGUAGCAGAGAUGGUGGCACCCCCACAGGCGCGCCCAGGAAGACCGAGGCGCACGGCAAGGAGGAACGCUUCUGCCCCCUAUAGCAACCCCUCUGUCUCCCAGCAGUUUUUUCAACGCGCUGAGGAGGUUUUGCAUAGCCCCCGGAUGCCGAACAACAAUUUGGCAAUUUCAUUGCAUCGGAGAUGCGCCUGA
This is a messenger RNA of Pseudophryne corroboree (corroboree frog), 663 nucleotides long. RefSeq lists its product as uncharacterized. The coding region runs from base 1 to 663 and encodes 220 amino acids. NCBI's taxonomy places the organism in Eukaryota, Metazoa, Chordata, Amphibia, Anura, Myobatrachidae. The record is from RefSeq and is a predicted model, not a curated record. The transcript has 2 exons.